This is a messenger RNA of Gilbertella persicaria, 750 nucleotides long. Its product is annotated as small GTPase superfamily. Gene Ontology annotation, biological process: small GTPase-mediated signal transduction. The transcript is spliced from 6 exons. The record is from RefSeq and is a predicted model, not a curated record. Bases 31 to 621 code for a protein of 196 amino acids. Gene Ontology annotation, molecular function: GTPase activity; GTP binding. NCBI's taxonomy places the organism in Eukaryota, Fungi, Mucoromycota, Mucoromycetes, Mucorales, Choanephoraceae.
CUUUUUCUUUAUUUCUUUAUUUAAUAUAAAAUGAAUUGUUGUACUUCUACAGAUGAACCUCUUAAGAGAAAGAUUGUGAUUGUAGGUGAUGGUGCAUGUGGAAAGACAUGUUUGCUUAGUGUGUUUAGUAGAGGCAAAUUUCCUGCUGGUGAUUAUAUUCCUACUAUUUUUGAUAAUUCAGUCAAGGACAUGACAGUGAAUGCAAAACCAGUGGUAGCCGAACUAUGGGAUACAGCAGGCCAAGAAGAUUUUGAUCGGUUAAGAACACUUUCUUAUCCUGAUUCAGAUGUCAUUUUAAUUGCAUUUUCAGUGGAUAUCCCUGAAUCACUAGACAAUGUUGCUGUCAAGUGGGUGCCUGAAGUCAAGCAUUAUUGUCCUGGUUUACCUUUCAUUUUAGUGGGUUGUAAAACUGAUUUAAGACAAGAUCAAAGAACAAUUGAAGACUUAGAAAAACAAGCAACAAGUCCUAUUACGACACAACAGGGAAUGGAAGUAGCAAGAAAAGUAGGUGCUUAUAAAUAUGUUGAAUGUUCUGCCAAAAUGGAAAAAGGUGUUUCUGAAGUAUUCACAACAGCUAUCAAAAGUACUAUCAGAAAAUCUUCUUUUUGCACUAUCAUGUAAACCCCAUAUUUAUAUAUAAAAAAAUAAGCAUAAUUUAAAAAAAGCACAAAACAAGUAACAAUUUAUUUGUAACUCUAUAUGAUUUCUUUCCAUCAUGAUAUAGUUGUUUAGUCAAAGAGACCGAAACCC